Molecule: messenger RNA, 2668 nt
Organism: Drosophila albomicans
Lineage: Eukaryota; Metazoa; Arthropoda; Insecta; Diptera; Drosophilidae
Gene: Cdc5
Product: cell division cycle 5-like protein
Exons: 4
Coding region: 117-2579 (820 amino acids)
Biological process (GO): mRNA splicing, via spliceosome; regulation of transcription by RNA polymerase II
Cellular component (GO): Prp19 complex; spliceosomal complex
Molecular function (GO): DNA-binding transcription factor activity, RNA polymerase II-specific; RNA polymerase II transcription regulatory region sequence-specific DNA binding
Source: RefSeq, a predicted model, not a curated record
CACACUGACUUGUUUAUAGCGGCCGCCGACGGUGCAAAAGAACUGCAGAAAAUUUGUUUAAUGACUUUUAUGUGUUUUUCUUGUAAUUAAAGUGUAAUAACAAAUAAAGCGACAACAUGCCGCGUAUAAUGAUCAAAGGCGGCGUCUGGCGCAACACUGAGGAUGAAAUCCUCAAAGCGGCUGUCAUGAAAUAUGGCAAAAAUCAAUGGAGCCGUAUUGCGUCGCUGCUGCAUCGAAAGUCGGCCAAGCAGUGCAAGGCACGUUGGUACGAGUGGCUGGAUCCGAGCAUCAAGAAAACGGAAUGGUCUCGCGAGGAGGACGAGAAACUGCUGCAUCUGGCCAAACUGAUGCCGACGCAGUGGCGCACCAUAGCACCCAUCAUUGGGCGCACUGCAGCACAAUGCUUGGAGCGCUACGAGUAUCUGCUUGAUCAGGCACAACGCAAGGAGGAUGGCGAAGAUGCCAUGGACGAUCCACGCAAAUUGAAGCCUGGAGAAAUCGAUCCCAAUCCUGAGACUAAGCCAGCACGACCGGAUCCCAAAGACAUGGACGAGGAUGAGUUGGAAAUGCUGUCGGAGGCGCGUGCCCGUCUCGCCAACACGCAAGGUAAGAAGGCAAAACGCAAGGCACGCGAGAAGCAGCUGGAGGAAGCACGUCGCCUGGCCACGCUCCAGAAGCGUCGUGAACUGCGUGCCGCUGGCAUUGGCAGCGGGAAUCGCAAACGCAUCAAGGGCAUCGAUUACAAUGCAGAGAUUCCCUUUGAAAAGCGGCCAGCUGCUGGUUUCUAUGACACCUCGGAGGAGCAUCUGCAAAAGCAGGAUCCCGACUUUAAUAAGAUGCGUCAACAGGAUCUCGACGGGGAACUGCGCUCUGAAAAGGAGGAACGUGAACGCAAACGAGACAAACAAAAGCUGAAACAGCGCAAGGAGAACGAGGUGCCAACGGCCAUGUUGCAGGCGGCGGAGCCAGAGCGUAAGCGUUCUAAACUGGUGCUGCCCACGCCACAAAUAUCGGACAUGGAGCUGCAGCAGGUCGUGAAGCUGGGACGUGCCAGCGAGAUGGCUAAGGAGAUUGCCGGCGAGAGCGGCAUUGAGACAACAGAUGCGUUGCUGGCGGAUUAUUCUAUUACGCCCCAAGUGGUGGCCACGCCACGCACACCGGCUCCAUACACAGAUCGCAUAAUGCAGGAGGCGCAGAACAUGAUGGCACUGACGCACACAGAGACGCCGCUCAAAGGUGGUCUCAAUACGCCGCUGCACGAAUCGGACUUCUCGGGUGUGCUGCCUAAGGCGGCGGCCAUUGCUACGCCUAACACGGUCAUUGCCACGCCUUUUCGCACACAACGCGAGGGCGGCGGUGCAGCCACGCCUGCUGGCUUCCUCACGCCAGCAUCGGGUGCUUUGGUGCCGGUGCACAAAACCGGUGCCGUGGGCAGCGCCAACACACCGGCGUUUGUGCGCGACAAGCUGAGCAUCAAUGCCGAGGAGAGCAUGAGUGUCACAGAGACGCCAGCACUCUACAAGAACUAUCAGAAGCAACUAAAGUCAUCGCUGCGCGAAGGUUUAUCAACGCUGCCAGCGCCACGCAACGAUUACGAGAUUGUGGUGCCGGAGCAGGAUGACAGCGAGCCCAUAGAAACAGGUACAGAGCCGGCGAUUGAGGAUCAGGCGGAUGUGGAUGCACGUCUGCUUGCCGAACAGGAGGCGCAACGUAAACGCGAGCUUGCCAAACGCUCGCAGGUCAUACAACGGAGUUUGCCGCGUCCCACAGAAGUGAACACCAAGAUUUUGCGACCGCAAUCCGAGAAACAGAAUCUCACAGAGCAGCAGCAGGCAGAAGAGCUGAUCAAGCAUGAAAUGAUCACCAUGCAGCUGUACGACUCUGUGAAGGAUCCGGUGCCCGGACAGUCGCAGCACAAGCUGGAGCAGCUGCAGAGCUACUUCAAAGCGAAUCCCUAUGAAGAGAUUACACCGGAGGAACUGGCCGAUGCCAAGAAAAUGCUUGCCGAUGAAAUGGAAGUGGUUAAAGAGCGCAUGUCACACGGCGAACUUCCGUUGGAUGUCUAUGCUCAGGUGUGGCAAGAGUGUCUGGGUCAGGUGCUCUAUUUGCCCUCACAGCAUCGCUAUACGCGGGCCAAUUUGGCCAGUAAAAAGGAUCGUCUGGAGUCGGCAGAGAAGCGACUCGAACAGAAUCGUCGUCACAUGGCGAAGGAGGCGAAGCGUUGUGGCAAGAUUGAGAAGAAACUGAAGAUCCUAACGGGUGGAUAUCAGGCACGUGCACAGGUACUGAUCAAGCAGCUGCAGGACACGUAUGCGCAGAUCGAACAGAACUCGCUGUCGUUGUCCACAUUCCGGUUUCUGGGCGAACAGGAAGCCAUUGCGGUGCCACGACGUCUCGAAGCGUUGCAGGAAGAUGUGCGUCGCCAAAUGGAGCGUGAGAAGGAGCUGCAACAGAAAUACGCCAAUCUGGCCGAGCAGCGCGAAACUUUGUUUAGUCAAAUUGAGCUGUUAUCUGGUGUGCGACCCACAGCUCAGCAGCUGCUCGGUACGGAUCAGGAAAUGCAGCCACAGCAGGCCUAGGAAUACAGUCAACAGCGCCAUCAUCAUUUUCAUUAUUGACUACAACUUUCAACAAUUAAUCCAAAAAAAAGUUCAAUACAAAUACAUAA